Molecule: messenger RNA, 717 nt
Organism: Hydra vulgaris (swiftwater hydra)
Lineage: Eukaryota; Metazoa; Cnidaria; Hydrozoa; Anthoathecata; Hydridae
Source: RefSeq, a predicted model, not a curated record
AAGCUAAAAUCUUUAACAUAAUUAUAUUAUAAACCUAAUCUUCAUUCUUUGUUACAAUCAGUCGUAUAUAAUACAUGGCUCAAUUAGAGGGACUUAUUGAAGAGUUUGAAGUAGUUGAUAGUGACCAAGAAAGUAAGCAUGAAGAAAAUGAUGAUGACCAGCUAGAGGAAUCAAUGUCUUACCAAUCUUCAAUAUUAGGUUACCUUUCAGCUCUUAAACAAAGAGGCUUAGAAACUGAGAUGUUUCUUGAAAAAGUUAACAAUGAAAAGAAUGAUAUGAUUGAUGAUAAAACAGUUGUGAUUAAGCAAAUGAUUUUGAAUGAUUUUGAACAAACAGCUGUUAAAGGUGAUUGGAAUGGUCUAACUGAUUACAAUAAAAGUGAUUGGAUUAAUGGUCUAACUGAUUAUAAUAUAAGCAACUCAAAACAACUUAGUGACAAUAAUUUUAUCAAGGAAAAACAAGAAACGAAAGAAGAAAUUAUAGAACAAAACACUUAUCUGUCAUCUCCAUUACAAAAUGGCUUGAAAAAUGGACAGUGUGACCAUGAUCAGCGCAUAAAAUUAAUUGAUGAAGAGAUUUUCAAUGAAAAACUGAAGCUUUUUUCAUUAAAUGUAGGUUGAUGUUUGUUUUUUUUGAUAAGAUUGAGACUUAGUUCAAAAGAUAUAAACAAGUAACUAUUAUUGAAACAAGUUUUUCAAUAUUAAAAAUUACCUUUAC